Messenger RNA from Brassica oleracea var. oleracea, 672 nucleotides. Its product is annotated as inorganic phosphate transporter 1-4-like. NCBI's taxonomy places the organism in Eukaryota, Viridiplantae, Streptophyta, Magnoliopsida, Brassicales, Brassicaceae. Gene Ontology annotation, biological process: transmembrane transport. Gene Ontology annotation, cellular component: membrane. The annotation marks the transcript as partial. The record is from RefSeq and is a predicted model, not a curated record. The transcript has a single exon. Gene Ontology annotation, molecular function: transmembrane transporter activity.
UUCGGGUGGCUUGGUGAUAAGCUCGGGAGGAAGAAAGUUUAUGGAAUGACGUUGAUGGUCAUGGUCCUUUGCUCUGUCGCCUCUGGUCUCUCUUUCGGACACGAGCCAAAAACCGUGAUGGCCACGCUAUGUUUCUUUAGGUUUUGGCUAGGGUUUGGGAUUGGUGGUGACUAUCCUUUGUCCGCAACAAUCAUGUCUGAAUACGCUAACAAAAAAACUCGUGGAGCGUUUGUUUCUGCCGUUUUCGCUAUGCAAGGGUUUGGUAUCAUGGCUGGUGGCAUCUUUGCUAUAAUUAUCUCCUCUGCUUUUGAAGCUAAGUUCCCUGCCCCGGCCUAUGCGGAAGAUGCCUUGAGAUCCACGAUUCCUCAAGCAGAUUUAGUAUGGCGUAUAAUCUUGAUGGUUGGUGCUAUCCCUGCGGCCAUGACGUAUUACUCAAGGUCCAAGAUGCCUGAAACCGCAAGAUACACAGCUUUGGUUGCUAAGGACGCAAAGCUGGCUGCUUCAGACAUGUCUAGGGUUCUGCAAGUGGAGAUAGAGGCAGAACAGGAGAAAGUGGAAGAGAUCUCAAAUAAUAAGUCCAAAGCCUUUUCCUUGUUUUCCAAGGAAUUCAUGAAACGCCAUGGGCUUCAUUUGCUAGGUACUACAUCAACAUGGUUCCUUCUCGACAUCGCU